AUGACAACCUACUCCUCUCUUGGGAAGUUGGGUCAGUCCGUCGCUAGCUCAUCAAGUUCAUCGGCUUCGCCACUCCUAAAGCUGGGCCAGAUCCUCAUCGGCGAUAUCAGGCAGCUUGGAGAUUCGGUUUGGCUUGGAAGGUAUUUCUAUCUUUCCCUACUUAGAUUGAGUAAUAAUCUGGGCAUGCUUUCCUGGUGUUUACAUAUAUCUUGUUUUAUUAAAUGCACAAUUGGGCGGACUGUCGUGAUCAAAUCCGCACGCAAUGAUCUCCGCAUCACCAAUGAGAGAGAUGUCCUCAAGAAGUUCCAAUCCCGAACACAGUACCUGCGUCCGUUGAUUGAUGAAAUAGUGGAGCCUACCGACCCGCCUGCUAUUGUCUUGAGGCAUCUAGAAGAUGACCUCCUCGCCAGUUCCAACAAGGAGAAACUAACUACAAAAGAGAUCAAAUAUGUAUCAAAAAGGGUUCUAACAUCAUUGAAGCUACUGCAUGAAGAUGGAUUUGUGCACACAGAUGUCAAAAUGGACAAUGUCCUUGUUAACUUUGCCCCCUCUUCUCAGGGUGAGAGUGAGCUACGUUUUACUGACAUUCAGCUUGCUGACUUGGAGGGUACUGUCCACAUUACCUCUAAGUACUGCCAGGAAUGUGAUGGGAUUGGCACUCCAAUCUGGCGGAGCCCAGAGGCACAACUGGGACUGCAAUGGGGCCCACCAACUGACAUAUAG
Molecule: messenger RNA, 723 nt
Organism: Blastomyces gilchristii SLH14081
Lineage: Eukaryota; Fungi; Ascomycota; Eurotiomycetes; Onygenales; Ajellomycetaceae
Product: serine/threonine protein kinase
Exons: 2
Coding region: 1-723 (240 amino acids)
Biological process (GO): protein phosphorylation
Molecular function (GO): protein kinase activity; ATP binding
Source: RefSeq, a predicted model, not a curated record